This is a messenger RNA of Coccomyxa subellipsoidea C-169, 1916 nucleotides long. RefSeq names its product methyltransferase FkbM. Lineage: Eukaryota; Viridiplantae; Chlorophyta; Trebouxiophyceae; Coccomyxaceae. The transcript is spliced from 9 exons. The coding region runs from base 81 to 1271 and encodes 396 amino acids. The record is from RefSeq and is a predicted model, not a curated record.
GAAGGUUCAUUGCCUAUCCCAGUACUAACCAUGGAUGUUUAUGGGUCGUAGCAGCCGCACCUUGCAAAGUGGUCUGCAGCAUGGCUUCUGUUCACCCUUCCGGAAAUCUUCAAGUCACCCUCCCGAACGGUUUACAAGUUUCUGCUGUCAGCACGCUUGAUCUAGAUUUCCUGUACAGAGAGAUAUUUGAGCAGCAGCUCUACCUGCAGCAUGGCAUUUCGCUGCAAAGAGGGGAUGUUGUACUGGACUGCGGAGGAAACAUAGGGAUGUUCUCCCUGUUUGCUGCCGAGGUUGUUGGGACCACGGGGCGGGUCUUUUGUGUUGAGCCGGUGGAGAGCAUCUUCGAUGCCAUGCAGCAGAACAUCAGCUCACAUGCAGAGUGGUGUAGGGAACAAGGGAAGUCGGCUGCAGACAUCACACCAAUCAGGAGGGGCAUCGGAGAUGGGACCAAGGACAGCUUCACAUUCACGCUGUACCAUAAUUUCACAUGCUGGAGCACGAUGUACCCGCAGGAUGAGGAGUUCCACCAGAGGCACAUCGCAGAGUAUGUGAAGCAGAACAUCCGCGCGCUGGCCGGCAUGCCGCCUUCUCUGUACAACAGAGCCGCACGCUUCUUCUACUACGUUGUUCCGAGCAGCAUUUUCAACUGGAGCAUGCGGCGGUAUGUGCGCAAUAACCUGCUGGACGCACAAACGGAAGAGUGCCGCAUGUGCACGGUGUCCGAUCUUAUCCGCAGCCACGGCCUUGCCCGAAUUGACCUGCUCAAGAUCGAUGUGGAGGGCGCUGAGCUGGACGUGCUGCGUGGCAUAGCACACGAAGACUGGCGACUCAUCCGCCAGGUUGUGCUGGAGGUGGAGUCAUUGGGGGACGAGGGCAGCGGCACUCCAGAGCUGGAUGCAGUGAGGGCCAUUCUGGCGGGGGCCGGCUUUGGGGACCUCACCGUGGACGAGCCGCAGAAGGGCAGCAGAGUCUUCCACCUGUAUGCCAGGCGCGCUGGGGAGAGUAGGGAAAAGAUGGCGUUCUUCACAGCAGCGGAAUCCCGGCAGACGGCCGAGGCCUCCACCUCGAAGGUGACUACGGAAAAGGAAGGCGUGCACGCCACGGCCAGCACCGCCAGCAACAACUCCGCCUCGCAGCCUGCCGGUACGGUGGAGCAGAUACCCCUGACCAAGCUGCCAGAGAAGCCGGUCAUCAUGCGCCCCUGUCGCGCCGCGGACACGUCCUUCGUGUCAUUCCAGCUCUUCACGGAGACGAUGUUCUUCGACUGGUGAACCCGAGGGUCGGAACUCCAAGAACGCCCAGGUUGUGUCUAGCUGGACUUCGAGGCACACCUUGAAGCAAGAGGAGAAGAUGCACUGCCGCAAGAAGGGAUGCCUUCAUGUGCAUACAUAGUCAUCUCAGGAGCUACCCUUUCUGCAUACAUGCUGUUUGAUUAAGAACCUGACCCCGGCUUGUGGCUCUGCAAACUUGCAAAUUGACUUUUUCCAGUUUCUCCAGUCCCAGUCCCAAUUGCGAUCAUUGCAAUUUCAGUAGCCAGCAGGACAAUUAGUGUGCCAUAGAACCAUCUUGUAUUCAUAGGCAGGCUUGCUGUAGGCCAGCAUUGCACACUUUUGGUUGAAUAAGAGCUGCUGAAGUAUUGUAGCAGCAAGAGCAGAACGGAACGCAUGUGGAACCCUGUUGCACGCUUGACGCCAGUCGUCACGACAGGAAUGGCCUGAAAAUUGAAUUGUGGCAGCAGUGUGCUAUGCACCUAUUUAUAAAACCCUGGCCAAUGCCAGCCUCAGUGUUUCUAGGAGGUGGGAAGAGCUUGUCUAAGAUGGUAAGAAUCGAAACAGGCAGGACAGGCAAUGGUGGGUUGGCUAGGCGCAUGCGCAUGUGCAGUAUGCUUGAUCCGCAGAUUGUAAGCAUUAUGUCUG